CUCGCUGCUCGCCCACCCUUCAUAAAUACAGCCCGUACACCACCAAACAGCUCAAGUCCGAUCACAAACAACCAUCAUGUCCACUAUUCCAAAGCCAGGUCCGGCUAACCUUCGUCCCGGAGCCGGUCUAGAUGAGUGGCUGGAGGAGGCGAAACAAUGUCAUUACCUUCCUGAGCCUGUCAUGAAGCAGCUCUGCGAAAUUGUCAAGGAAGUUCUUAUGGAAGAAUCGAACAUCCAGCCUGUUGUUACGCCAGUUACCAUCUGCGGUGAUAUUCACGGCCAGUUCUACGAUCUCCUCGAACUCUUCCGCGUUGCUGGCGGCAUGCCAGGCGAGACAAACGUCCAGGCGCCCAAGACAGCAACAACCGUCAUCACAUCCGAGGACAUCGAGCCCCCAAUGGAAAUCACAGAUCCCAACCUCAAGAAGAAGAUAAGGAGCAGUACAGACAGCGAGGCUGGGGCUGGAAGCGAGAAGGAAUCCCCAAGUGAAGAGACCCCUCAAUCCAGCGCCAACACGGGCUCUCAAUCGGCCGAUACUCGCUUCGUCUUCCUCGGAGACUUUGUGGAUAGAGGGUACUUCAGUUUAGAGACAUUCACCCUUCUCAUGUGUCUCAAGGCAAAAUACCCAGAUCGCAUUGUUUUAGUGCGCGGUAAUCACGAGUCCCGACAAAUCACCCAGGUCUACGGUUUCUACGAGGAGUGCCAGCAAAAGUAUGGCAACGCCUCUGUCUGGAAGGCUUGCUGCCAAGUGUUUGACUUCCUAGUUCUUGCCGCCAUUGUCGACGGUACUGUCCUCUGCGUCCACGGCGGUCUCAGUCCCGAGAUCCGCACGAUUGACCAGAUCCGCGUCGUUGCGCGUGCCCAGGAGAUCCCGCAUGAGGGUGCUUUCUGCGAUCUUGUGUGGAGUGACCCAGAAGACGUCGAUACAUGGGCUGUCAGUCCACGUGGCGCUGGUUGGCUGUUCGGAGACAAGGUCGCGACAGAGUUCAACCACGUCAACGGUCUGACAACAAUUGCAAGAGCGCAUCAGCUGGUGAAUGAGGGUUACAAGUUUCACUUCGCCGAAAAGUCGGUCGUAACCGUAUGGUCGGCACCCAACUACUGUUACCGUUGCGGUAACGUCGCAUCCAUCAUGACGGUGGACCGCGACCAAAACACAAAGUUCAGCAUCUUCUCCGCCGUGCCAGACGAUCAACGGCAUAUCCCCGCAGGCCGUAGGGGGCUGGGUGACUACUUCCUAUGAAAGCACGUUGAGGGCGCGAGGUGAGGUGAGAGGGCGGUGUUAUGAUUGUCUUGUUGUCAAGAAAGCAUGUCGUUGCGUUAUGGGGCGGGUCACGUUUUGUCGUCGGGAAUUGGUGGCAACCACACUCCAAGGAUCCUAAUUUCAUGUAUGACAUUCUGCCUGGGAUUUAUACCUGGCGUUUCCGAGGCGUUAUACUACCCAAUUUUGUGUUUCAAGUGCCAGAAUCAGGCUAUG
This is a messenger RNA of Neurospora tetrasperma FGSC 2508, 1477 nucleotides long. RefSeq lists its product as uncharacterized. The record is from RefSeq and is a predicted model, not a curated record. Gene Ontology annotation, cellular component: cytoplasm. NCBI's taxonomy places the organism in Eukaryota, Fungi, Ascomycota, Sordariomycetes, Sordariales, Sordariaceae. Gene Ontology annotation, molecular function: protein serine/threonine phosphatase activity. Gene Ontology annotation, biological process: G1/S transition of mitotic cell cycle; peptidyl-serine dephosphorylation. The transcript has 4 exons. The coding region runs from base 77 to 1243 and encodes 388 amino acids.